GAGAGAGUAGCUUCUAUUCCUUCAAUUAUUAUUCAAUUUUGCUUGCAACAAAAUACAAACUUCUUUAAAUAUCACACACAAUGACCAAAUUAUUGCCCUGCCAUAAGCUGGAGACAAAAAUAACAGAGAAUCACCACCUGUAAUGGCCAAAAAAUAUAUGUUUCUAGAGUCUUAUGGGUGGUGCUCCUGUCAGUGCCUCAUGCGAGAUAUUUCGGUCCAGUCGGUAGUGCGUGUCGGUGUAGUGGUCCCCGACGUGUCGGUGUAGUGGUCCCCGACGUGUCAGUAGUGGUCCGGACCGCGGUGUGGUGGCGUGCGCUAAAUUUAUAUGCCUGAGGCAUCAGUGACUACAUGUGUUAAGUGGUAGAAUGUGAGUGUUGCGAGCCGAGUAUAAGGAAUACCAUCGCUACUUGGGAGUAAACAAAUGUUCCAUAUCAUCACUGAGCAUGAGACUGACCGGCCUGAUCAUCACUGGGGCUGUGACUGCUGUCCUGGUCACUACUGGUGAACAGUCCUGGAUUCCGAAUCAAUAAUGCUGCAGCGAAUAUUUCCCUGGUCAAGAUAAAUACAAGAUGUGUUAAUAGAAUAGCAUCUGCUAAGGAAGGAAGCUGAAGAGUAAGCAAGAUAGAAGUAAAUAAGAUGAGAAGAUAGCCCAGGAUGGGUAUCUUCAGCAACACCACAGCCUUCAAUGGCCAGAACUACUCCAAGCUAAGGAAGGAAUGUCUUAAAAGAGGAGAGAAAUUCAGCGACCCAAAAUUUCCACCCCAUGAUUCGUCAAUUUUCUUCUCGAAGCAGCCUCCUGGAGUUAUUACCUGGAAGCGACCUCAGGACCUAGUUGAGAAGCCUCAUUUGUUUAUUGAGGGAGCGAGUGCCAACGAUGUAACGCAGGGUCAGCUGGGCAACUGUUGGUUCGUUGCUGCCUGUGCCACACUGGCAGGUGUCAAGGAACUCUGGAAUAGAGUGUUACCAGAUUACAAAGAUCAAGAAUAUGGAGAACUACAUCCAGGCAUCUUCCACUUUCGAUUUUGGAGAUUUGGCGAGUGGUUGGACGUUGUUAUUGAUGACCUUCUGCCAACCAUUGAAGGGCAGCUAAUAUUUACUCAUUCAAGAGAAAAGGGAGAGUUUUGGUGUGCCUUAUUAGAGAAAGCAUAUGCGAAACUACAUGGAUCGUAUGAAGCGUUAGAGGGUGGUAAUCUUAGUGAUGCUCUGGUAGAUCUGACCUCAGGCGUCUCGGCACAUUUAGACCUAACUGUGGGUGGUUACACUGAUGACUUUGAGAAACGUAAGCAGCUGUUCAAGAUGAUGACCAAGGAGAUGAGUGAACACGCUUUAAUGUGCUGUGCUAUUUCUGCUCAUAGCCAUGAAGAGAUAGAAAUGAGAACUAAUGUUGGUCUGGUCAAAGGGCAUGCAUAUGGCAUCACAGCAUGUCGGAAGAUAAAUAUUGGUGAUACAGGACUCUUCUCCAUAUUCAAGGGAGCUCAAAAGAUGCGGAUGGUAAGAUUGAAGAACCCUUGGGGAGAAAAAGAAUGGAAUGGAGCCUUCAGUGAUGGUAAAGAGAGGAGUGGAUUUGUGUACACAACCUCGCAACUGACCCAAAUGUACUCCAGAUCACCAGAAUGGUCAAAAGUUUCUGCAUCUGAACGAGAAAAACUUGGGCUAACUUUUGAAGAUGAUGGUGAAUUUUGGAUGACAUUUGAAGAUUUUGUAGAACACUUCACAGACCUCUCCAUAUGUUUCCUCAUCAACACAAAGCUCUUGAGCUUCAGUAAGACUUGGCAUGAAUCUGUGUUUUAUGAUGCUUGGACAAUUGGUGUCCGUGGCCACAAUACAGACAGAGCAGGUGGAUGUCCGAACAACAAGGAUACAUUUUUACGUAAUCCACAAUAUAGAUUUGAUAUUAAGGACGAGGUUGAUGAUGUCAUAUUCCACUUGAUGCAGAAAGAUACCCGGGAUCGAAAACAGGAAGGGAUGCAAAAUCUGGUUAUUGGCUUUCAUGUUAUGAAGGUAGAAGAAAACCGUAGGUAUCGUGUACAUCGCAGUCAUGCAAGUGUAGCCACAUCAGACUAUAUUCGCACAAGAGCCAUUUUUCUACGAGAACAGCUGAAGCAAGGGCGUUACGUUGUUAUUCCUACAACUUUCAAACCUGAUGAAACUGGAGAAUAUAUUUUUAGAAUGUUCACAUCUAAAGAUCCUGAUGCAAAAGAGCUGACAAAGGAUGAACCAAAGAUACCAUGGUACUCGUGCGUCAAGAAACCCAGUAUUGUUACCACAGUCACUGUGAAGUGUGCCACUGACCUGGAGAAGCAGUCUUCAUUUGGAGGGGAAGCUGAUGCAUACUGUAUUCUAAAGUGUGAAGGAGAGGUUGUUCGAACACCAGUGGCCAAGAACACAACAAACCCUACCUGGGACGCAACAGCAAUCUUCUACCGUGCCAAUCCAGAGGAACCAGUUGUUAUUGAGUUAUGGAACAGUAAUAUGCUUGUGGACGGGUUCAUCGGUCGGGCAGAAAUUGCAGCUCCAAUCAACCCAGCCAUCACACAAAUAGAGCUUCCACUAUAUGGCAGACGGAAAGAAAAAACAGUGGAGAAGCAGGGAAAACUAACAGUUCAAGUGUAUUGUGAUGAUGACCUGACCAGUAUUUGAAUUGCAAGCAUAAUAAAAAGAUGUCAUUAUAUUACUGUUUAAGGUUAAGAUACACACAUAAAAUCAAGAAAUUAUACAUGGUUUCUAUUAUACACAAUAUAUAUAUGUGAUCAAGUUAAAAUGCUAUUGAUUUCCUGGCAGUUCAGAAAUUUUAGCAAUAUGCAUUGCAUUUUACAAAAUGAGUUAUUACAUUCUAUUUUUUUCUUUUUAUAAACAAUUUGCAGGAAAAAGUUAGCAAAUUUUAAUAUUCUGUUAUAUAGAGUUGUAUGUUUAUGUAAAACUCACAAUAAAACUAAACCGAGAAUGUAGGCUUAUUUUUUUGUCAUGCAGUUUGGAAGCACAAAUCAAAGAUAUGUAGAUGCUCAAUAUAAAACAAACUUUAAGUAUAUAACACCAGGUAUUUUUUUAUCCAGGGCUCUGACAGACAAUGUAUACUGAAUGAGCUCGCUUAUCCAGACUAUAUAGAAAGGACCUCCCACUGGAUAAGCCAGAUAUCCAGAUAAGCCGUAUUUCUUACAGGGAAAAUCCAAAAAUAAACACAUUAGUAAUUUUUUGUAGCACAACCAACAUAAUUUGAAUUUCCACAAACACACUACAGUACAAUUAAAAAUUAUACCAGUACAGGUACUGUAAUUUAAAACAAGGUUAAACUUACUUUGUAGUUUGUCUUCUUGACUGAUGCUGCACAUCUUAAAAUCAAUACUUCUUGAAAAUUUAUGUAGCCUAACCUAACACAACACAAAAAUUACUGUACAGUACAUGAGUUUGGCAAGGCCAUGUUUUGACUGCCAGCUGCUAAAGCUGGCAGUCAGAAUGAAGCCCCUCCACAUGCCCCUCCUCAUCGACCAGACAAAAUGAAGCCCCUCCACAUGCCCCUCCUCAUCAACCAGACACAAAAUGAAGCUCCUCCACAUGCCCCUCCUCAUCAACCAAACACAAAUUGAAGCUCCUCCACAUGCCCCUCCUCAUCCCCCCAGACACAAAAUGAAGCUCCUCCACACCCCCUAGGCACAAAAUGAGGAUAUGCCCCUCUUCAUCCUCCCUACUCUUCCCUCUGUCCUAACCCCCCCCCCAUACCUUGAAACAACCUACCCCAACACCUGCCAUACCCUGUGCCUCGAGCCACAGCUGUAUAGGAUUAAUACAGUAUGGCCUGAUGCACAUAUGUGGUAUCUGGCAAAAUCUCCUGUUUUCCAGAUUUCUGCCCGGGUAUGGCAAAGUUUGGCAAAACAUUAUCUAGGCUUGAUUUAGAAUCUAUGCCAGUCUGCACUAUCUGGCCAAACCUCCAGGUAUCCAGAUUGCUAUCUGGACACGGUGAAGGUUUGCCAGGAAAAUAUCCAGACGUGAUUUUGGUGAGAUAAUCCAAAUAUCCGGUUAAAUGGAAUUCCGAUAAGUGAGCUCAUACAGUACUCAAGCUUUCAUCACUUGCUCAAUACAUAUCAACUCCUAGCAGUGUGUCCAGAGCCUUAACUUUAUUAUUAUGAUGCUAAUAAUAAUAAAUUAAAUUAAAUUCAUUAAUUUAUUAAAUUGAAUUAUUAAAUUGAACAAAUUAACCUACACACCAGUAGGUUCUGUUUUGGGCUUUACCACGAUUGUUAGAGGAAAAAUAACUGAAAGGAUAUUUGACAAAAGUUGAUCAUAGCACAAAUUGCUUCAUUUUAACGUCUCUCUCCAUCCCACGACAGACAUAAGAAUUAGAAAUGUAUCACAAUUUAGUUUAUUUGAGAUAGAAUUAGUCUGCAAAUUGAAAGCUAAUACAGUAUAUAUUUUGUAGAGAUACUGUAUGUUGCAGAGUACAGUACUGUAGUUUUAAUUUUUUGCUUUUUGUCUAGUUCAUCAAUGAUCAUAUGAUUGAUUGAUUUUAUGAACUGCUUGAAUUAAUUAUAGUUUUUACAAGGCUACUUAUAUAGGCUAUUUAAUCAGUUCUAAUACAAGAGGCGAGUUUUGUGUUUAUUAAUUUUAAUGUUAGGGAUUUGUAUUUCUUUUGCAUUUUUAUAAAUUAUAAAGUGUACUUAAUAUGUAUAAAAAUAUUUCCUACUAACUGAAAGUGUACAAGAUGAAAAACCAUUCUUACUAAGACUGCAUAUGUUGCAUUUCCGAAAUCUCUAUAAUUAGGUGUGAGUAUAUAUAUAGAAAUAAUAGCAUUUGUUGCCUUAUCAUCUCUGUUGGCAAUGAGAACUAGGUAUAAAAGGCAGAAAGAAUGUAUCUUAUACAGUACUUGGUAUAUUAAUAUUUUAUAAAUAUUAUUUUAAAACAUUGUGCUAUUAGAACAAUAAAUUCCAAUUAUUUCUUGGUUAAUGCUUAGUGCAUGAUUCCUUUUGUUACUUUAUUAGUCUUACUUGCUUAGGAUCUUACCACUUGGCUUUAUAUUCUGUUCUGGCAUAUGAGCUUUAGUAAAUGAUAAGUGAUUUUUUCAACUUUAUUGUGGUACAGUAUGAAUUAUCAGAGAUGAUGGAAAAUAGGUCUCGAUUGCUAUUUUAGAGGCCUGUUUUUAUGAUUUCUUGCAAAUGUAAAAUUCUUUCAUCAUUAAAGGAAUGUGUCUGCCUAUUUUGAUUUUAUUAUUACAGUAGACAAGGUUUUUAUUCUGGAUUGAGAACACAUCAUCAGAUUGACUUGAAAUUGAAAAUGUUUACUCAAUUCCCGACAUAAUAUACUCACUACACUACUAAAUGUCACCUCAAAGUUUUUAAUGUUACACCAUUGUAACAACAAUGUUUGGUUACAGUGUGUGUCUACUGAGUUUCAACAAGAAUUAUAUUUAAGGCAUCCCCAUAGCAUUGCAGUGGGAAUGUAUUUGAAUGGAAGCAUUUUUCCAGACACUCCAUUGCAGAUGACUGAGCAUACUUUUACACAUUUGGAUAACAAAAGCAAUUGGAUAAAAAUAUUAAAUACUGUAAAUAAUGCUUUGCUGAAUUUUUGGCAAUACAUACAAGUUUAGUGAAUGAAAUAUUUACUCUUGCCAAAACUUCACCUGCACAGUGUUUUUUUAUUGGAGCAAAUCUUAAACUACAAUGGAAACCCUGUGGUCCUGGAUUUUCCAUUUAUUUUUAUUUGUUUCACAUUUUAUCUUUUACCUUUGUUUCUAUGAAUUAUGUGAUGAAACUGACAGAUGAGUAAACAUGAGUGACAUCUAAUGAUUUCAGGAAAAAAUAUAUACAGUAUAUUGUAAUAAAAUGAGCUGUACCUUGCUCAUAUAGCUAUAAUUUUGUUGAAUCAUGAUCAUAGAUUUAUAUAUGAUGCAUAUAUUUUAAUAUAAAAGUGCUGUCUUAAAUCCUACAAUGAAUGAAAGUAUUUUAAUUAUUUUAAAAUAUUCAGAAUUCUUCAUCUUCACUUCAGUUUUUAAUACAGAUUUUUUGUCAUGCUAAAUUAUUUAUACAGGUAUGCAAAUUACUUUAAUCAAGGAUAUAACUGCAAAAUAAAUAGCAUUGUUUAUAUCCUCAUUGUAAAGCUUUGUGAAUAGAGGGGAAAGGCCUUAUAAUUUUGUAUUUCUUUGGAGUAGCUGUUUUCUGUAUGUACUACAUUCUGUGCUUUGUUAUACUUCUGUUAUUGUCUUUUGUCAAAUACCUAAUUGUGACUCUACAAUAAAAAAUUAAAAGAUA
Messenger RNA from Procambarus clarkii (red swamp crayfish), 6239 nucleotides. RefSeq names its product calpain-5. The record is from RefSeq and is a predicted model, not a curated record. Gene Ontology annotation, molecular function: calcium-dependent cysteine-type endopeptidase activity. Lineage: Eukaryota; Metazoa; Arthropoda; Malacostraca; Decapoda; Cambaridae. Gene Ontology annotation, cellular component: cytoplasm. Gene Ontology annotation, biological process: proteolysis.